Molecule: messenger RNA, 507 nt
Organism: Haemonchus placei
Lineage: Eukaryota; Metazoa; Nematoda; Chromadorea; Rhabditida; Trichostrongylidae
Source: the annotation of a GenBank genome assembly
AUGGCAGAACAGAUUGCCACUAAAUUUCUUGAGGAACUCAAGAAAAUUAAAGCUGGAGUGAUAAAAGCAGCGGACGAAGUGACUACGAAAACGGAAGCACACGAACAAGAGCAACUGGCAAAAUUUCAAAAGUGUCUUGAAAGUAAAACAAAAAUAACCAAUGCAGAAAUUUCCCAUUUGGAAUUGAGGGCAGAGCUAAAAAGUUUGACCAAUGCACAACAAGAAAUUGCUGCUGCUAAAGUGAUAGCAGUAGCAGCAGAGAAACACGAGCAGGCUAAGAAUGACGAGCUCGAAAAGAAAGUUGCAGAUCUGCGUCGAGCUGAAUUAGAUGAGGAAAAGGGUCAAAAUAUAAAGGAUAUGUACCAGGACAUGUUGGAGAAACUUUCUGAAAUGCAUACUGUAUCUCGGCUAUCGCAACGAGAGGCUUUAACAAACGAGCGUGUUGCGCUAGAAGAGCAAGGUACAUUUCGGACAUGUCUACAUUCUUUUUCAAGAUUAUCAAACUAG